Molecule: messenger RNA, 2216 nt
Organism: Macadamia integrifolia
Lineage: Eukaryota; Viridiplantae; Streptophyta; Magnoliopsida; Proteales; Proteaceae
Product: mitogen-activated protein kinase homolog MMK2-like
Exons: 6
Coding region: 516-1640 (374 amino acids)
Biological process (GO): intracellular signal transduction; protein phosphorylation
Cellular component (GO): nucleus; cytoplasm
Molecular function (GO): ATP binding; MAP kinase activity
Source: RefSeq, a predicted model, not a curated record
AUCAAAGGGGAAAUUAAGGUAAUAUAAGAGAAAACGGAUGUGAUCUAGACUUUAAUCUGAUAUAACAGAAGCUCACAGUCAUCAUAAGAUGAUAUCAUGGAGAAGAUGUUGUCAAAAAAAGUGAGAGAGACAGUUAGAGAGAGAGAGAGAGAGAGAGAGAGAGAGAGAGAGAGAAGAAGAAAAGUAGAAAAGGGUGAGUAAGCAGCUGCGAUUUCCACAAAGUUCCACGGAUUUUUCAAAAGGCAAGCCCAGAUGGAGAAGUUGCGGUUAAAGUUCACAGAACUUCACGCAAACUCAAAGCUAAAGAGGGAAAGAAAGAAGAAAUUAAUUCCCAGAAAAUCAUCUACUUUUUGAUUUCUUUCUCAAUUCUGCUUCAAGCUUAAGCGGAAGCUCUGUUAUUGAGCUGCGCAAUCCUUGUUCUCUCCUCCGUUUUAGCUCUCUAUUUAAGCUCCGUUUCUGUGGUUUCGGAGUAGGGAAGCUUCGGCUUCAAAGCUUCAAAGCUUCAAACUUCAAGCAUGUCUGUGGAGUCGAGUUCUACUUCAGGUGAUAGCAAUAUCAAAGGAGUUCUCACUCAUGGCGGUCGCUAUGUUCAGUACAAUAUCUAUGGGAUUUUGUUCGAGGUCACUACUAAGUACGUCCCGCCGAUACGACCUGUCGGCAGAGGUGCUUAUGGCAUUGUGUGUGCUGCUGUGAAUUCAAAGACACAUGAAGAGGUUGCAAUUAAGAAGAUUGGUAAUGCCUUUGACAACAGAAUUGAUGCCAAAAGGACAUUAAGAGAAAUUAAGCUUCUCUGCCACAUGGAUCAUGAAAAUAUCAUUGCCAUCAAAGACAUUAUUCGACCUCCAAAAAGAGAGGAAUUCAAUGAUGUUUACAUUGUUUCUGAAUUAAUGGACACUGAUCUUCAUCAGAUAAUUCGUUCCAAACAACCAUUGACAGAUGACCAUUGUCAGUAUUUCCUGUAUCAGUUAUUACGAGGACUGAAGUAUGUACACUCAGCUAAUGUAUUGCACCGUGACCUUAAGCCAAGCAAUUUGCUCUUAACUGCAAAUUGUGACCUUAAGAUUGCGGACUUUGGAUUGGCAAGGACAACUUCUGAAACAGAUUUCAUGACUGAGUAUGUUGUUACUCGAUGGUACCGGGCACCAGAAUUGCUCCUAAAUUGCUCAGAGUAUACUGCUGCUAUCGAUAUUUGGUCAGUGGGUUGUAUUCUAGGUGAAAUCAUGACCCGUGAACCCCUCUUUCCAGGCAAAGAUUAUGUUCAUCAGUUGAGACUUGUCACAGAGCUACUAGGUUCACCUGAUGACUCCAGCCUUGGGUUCCUUCGAAGUGACAAUGCCAGGAGAUAUAUUAGGCAGCUUCCACAGUACCCGAAACAACAGUUCUCUGCUAGAUUCACCAAUAUGUCUCCUGGGGCUGUUGAUUUGCUAGAGAAAAUGCUGGUGUUUGAUCCUAACAAACGCAUUGCAGUUGAUGAGGCAUUGCGCCACCCAUAUUUGUCGUCUUUUCAUGAUUCCAAUAAUGAGCCAGUUUGUCCUAGGCCUUUCAGAUUUGAUUUUGAGCAACCAUCAUUGACUGAGGAGAAUAUCAAGGAGCUCAUCUGGAGGGAGUCUCUGAAAUUCAAUCCUGACCCAACUCAUUAGGGAAUAAAUAGUAAAUAGUAUUUGUAAUGUAAAAAGGAUCUUGAAAAACCAGAUGCCUGAAACUCUAUAUCUGCCCUCAUAAUCCUUUGGAAAAGAUAGAAACUGCACUCGAGAUGCUGGAAGUCACUAAACAAGAUGCCAUGGGAGCACAUUCAACUUCUAUUGAAGCCUGUAAUUUACAACUCACAGAAUGAAGUUCGAGCAAACCAUUUCGCAGGAUCUGGGUUUGUCAGAAUAUCAACACCUAACAUACAUGUUGGUGAGGGGCCUUUUUUGGGCUCUAAACUGUUGCUUAGAGAUCUAAACCAUGUUUGGUGCAGGUGUUCUAUCCCAUUAAUAUGAAGGGUACAGGAGGAGCUUUGGACAUUAUACUUCUUACGAAAGAUUAUGUAUAUACUCUUUUAAGGCUCGUUAGUUCUGAUCUCUCACCUUCCAAUAAAAUUGUGUGGAUCUUAAAAAUUGCUUUGAUGUAUUUUAUGGACAUGUAGUUUUUCUUUCUGGGGAAGCCUUUGCUUUUUUUGGAACCCAGAGCUUUGUAUGAUCUGCUUCUGCAAUAAGUAAGUUCCUUUAGUUUUA